Toxorhynchites rutilus septentrionalis is the source of this 1190-nucleotide messenger RNA. RefSeq names its product hatching enzyme 1.2-like. The record is from RefSeq and is a predicted model, not a curated record. Gene Ontology annotation, biological process: proteolysis. The transcript is spliced from 5 exons. The coding region runs from base 9 to 905 and encodes 298 amino acids. Gene Ontology annotation, molecular function: zinc ion binding; metalloendopeptidase activity. NCBI's taxonomy places the organism in Eukaryota, Metazoa, Arthropoda, Insecta, Diptera, Culicidae.
UUACAGCGAUGAACGGAAUAACUUACUUGGUCGCGAUCUGUGUACUACUAUGUGUAGUAUGUGACGGUCGGAGGUCGGAUUUCAGACUCAAAAUUCCUCGCGGUCAUAAACGUGGUGAUAAACACUUUGCUAUUCGACCCUUCAAGGAAGUUGGAGAACGUCUUCGCAAACACAACCCAAAGAAAGACAAAUCUUAUCCAUUCGAGCAGGGUUAUGGCUACUAUCAUCAAUUUGAUAUUAUGCUCCGGCCGGAUGUGGAACAGAAUGCGAUUUUACCUGGUUACCAAAACUCCAAUAGAUGGACCAACGCGAUUAUCCCCUAUAAAUAUAUUGGAAACUUCACUGCUGCACAUAAGACCAUUAUAGAAACUGCUAUGAAGUAUCUUAUGCGGGAUACAUGUGUUAAAUUUGUGGAGCACACUAAUGAACCUUUUUAUACAUCAAUCGAUAGUGCUCCUAGUGGAUGUUGGUCCUACGUAGGAAUGAUUUGGAAUAAUGACUAUAACAAGGUUAACCUAGAGAUUCCCGGCUGCAUUGACACUGGAACUGCGUCACAUGAACUUAUGCAUGCUAUGGGUUUCCAUCACGAGCAUGUUCGACCAGAUCGUGACGACUGGAUAUCCAUCAACCGUAGUGCCUUGCAUCCGUUUUACAACACUGAUUCAUUUUAUGAUUCCGCAUAUCUGAAAAGACCGUGGAAUAUAACUGAGCUGUAUGGUCAAGAUUACAACUAUACCAGUGUGAUGCAUUAUUCGGCUUGGGCUGCAGCUGCUAGCAGUGCUUACCCGGUCCUCAUUCCUAAGAAACCAUGGACUGGUAGACUUGGCAACAACACAGGUCCAUCGGCUAUCGAUACUAAAGUUAUAAACUAUAUGUAUUGCAACUCGACUAUGAAGUACUAUUGAACAGAAAAACAAACAUAAUGAUAUAUUAUGAACGAAUGGCAAACCACAUAAUUGAUUCAAUGAAAAAGGGAAAUAAAUUGUAGCAUCGUUUUGAUUACCUACAGAAUUAUUGAAAGUAAUUUUGAGCAAAAAAGGUCCACAAUUAUAUAAAUUAACACAUUAGUACUAUUAAUAAAACAUCAGAACGUUUGUCCAUUAUUGGUAAACUCUGAUUUUAAUCAGCUGAAAACUGAAGCCUUGCGACUCCUGGUGUGCGUUGAAAAUAUAAUAACUUUAAGUUGGAAA